GCAGCUGCGUCGGUGACUUCCGGUGCUAGCAGCGUUAGCAUGGUUAGCCUGUGUGUGGUCGGUGUGUGUGUGAGUGUGUGAGUCUGCGCAGCAACAAUGUGUUCCGUGGAGCCUCUGAGAGAGUUUAUCAGAGAGAGACUAACUGCUGCUGCGGAGGAAAUCUGCUCCCAGCUGGAAAGAACCAUCGUCCGCUUCGAGGAGGAGAUGGACCGUCAGCGCAGACUGCUGGACCUCACCUGGAGGCCCCGGCUCAGCUUACAGCCAGCAGAUCUUCCACAUCAUUAUGGCUGUAAGGAGAAGGAGAUCCAGACGAGCCAGCAGCCUUGUAACGAAGAGACAAACUGUAGUUUGGACCAAGAGAGACCAGAACCUCGGCAGGUGAUGAGGGAACAAGAAGAAGCCGAAUUCCUGCAGGUGAACAUUAAACUGGAGGAACCAGAACUUCUGCAGCUAAAAGAGGAACAGUGUGAAACUGGAAUCAGUCAGGUUGAAGAGCAGCUUGUUCUGAAUCAGCAGACUGAUACGCUAAUGAUGAAGGAAGGAGACCAUGGAGAACCAGAACCUGGUGAGGACCAGCUCCCCUCUCAGAACGCUCCUGAAGCUGACAACCUAAACCAGAAAGAGAACCUUGAAAAAGACUCAGGAUUGAUAGAAGAAGUGUUGAAACAAAAUAAUAGAGAGGAAACCAAACUGAAGAGAAACAAAGUUGAGAAAAGAGCUUUUUGUAAAAUCUGUGGUAAAAGUUUCAGUCCGUGUUAUUUAUAUGAUCACAUAAGAACUCACACAGGUGAGAAGCGUUUCUCAUGCAAGACCUGUGGAAAGCGUUUCAUUCAAAGUAGUCAGUUGACUGGUCACAUGAGAACUCACACAGGUGAGAAACCGUUCCCAUGUCAGACAUGUGGGAGACGUUUUAAUCAAAAAUAUAACUUGGUUACUCACAUGAGAAUUCACUCAGCUGAGAACCUAAACCAGAAAGGGAACCUUGAUAAAGACCCAGGAUUGAGUAGAGAUCAAAUGUUGAAACAAAAUAACAGAGAUAAAACCAAACUAAAAAGAAACAAAGUUGAGAAAAGGGCUUGUAAAAUCUGUGGUAAAAGUUUCAGUCCAUGUUAUUUAUAUGAUCACAUAAGAACUCACACGGGUGAGAAGCGUUUCUCAUGCAAGACCUGUGGAAAGCGUUUCAUUCAAAGAGGUCAGUUGACUGGUCACAUGAGAACUCACACAGGUGAGAAACCGUUCCCAUGUCAGACGUGUGGGAAGCAUUUUAAUCAAAAAAAUAAUUUGGUUACUCACAUGAGAAUCCACUCAGCUGAGAAAAACCUUCCCUGUGAAAUAUGUGGUAAACAUUUCUCUCGCAAUGAUCUGUUAGCCUCUCACUUGACCACCCAUACCAGUGAGAAACCUUUUUCCUGUCAGACCUGCGGAAAAGCUUUCAGUCUGAAGAUUUAUUUGACCCGACACACAAGAACUCACACAGGUGAGAAACCUUUUCAGUGUCAGAUUUGUGGAAAAGGUUUCAUCCAAAAAGAGAAUUUAAUUACGCACACAAGAACGCACACAGGUGAGAAACCUUUCUCCUGUCAGAUGUGUGAAAAAAGUUUCAGUGACAGAAGUAAUUUAAAACAUCACAUGAAAACUCACACAGUUGAGAAACGCUUCCCGUGUGAAAUCUGUGGUCAGUUUUUCUCUCGAAGCAGUAAAUUGACUCUUCACAUGUGCGCUCAUAUAGAUGAGAAGCCUUUAACAAGUCAACCCUCUGGACAAGAUUUCAGUGAUGUAAGUCAUUUCAAGCCCAACAUGAGCGCUCAAACAGGUGAGGAGGUGUAAGCUGAUAACAUUGAAUUACUUGAGCAGCAACAUUCCAGUGUUAAAGGUUAAUUUAUUAAAUCAAUUUAUUUUCAUUACAGUCUGUAAAUAAAUGGCUACAAAACUGGGUAUUUAUCUGUAAUCUCUCACAGAGGAUUGAACAUUUUCAAAAAGAAAUACAAAUAGAUGUAACCACAAAUUAUAUAAAUCAUGUAAAAUAAGUAAUAGAAAAUAUCAAGUGGUUAAACUUAGCAGAAGUUCAGGAUUUAUCAGUUUAUGGCAAGAAGCUGCAAAAUACUCUGCUCUGUGAGUUCUUGUUGCUUGUUCUCGACACGUCUCGGCAGAACACUUUUCUUCCAUGCUGUCCCACUACUUUUAUGUGAUUGGUCAGGAUUUAGAAUUGAAUUUUAUUUUGGACAGACGGAAAUCUCUCAGGCAUCUGUCAAAGUAAACCAUGACGUCGCCCUGUUCAACUCUUGGUUUAAAGCAGAAAUUAAAUGAAAAGUGAAAUGCCUGCUCUGUCUUCCCAAAAACCCCAGUCGGCCUGAUGACCAUCUGCACUAAGCCUGGUUCUGGUUCUGUUGGACAUUUCUUCCCGUUAAAGAGGAAUUUUUCUCUCCACUGUUGCCUCAUGCAUGCUCAGUAUGAGGGAUUGCUGCGAUGCCAUCGACAGUCCACUGUGGCUCUACGCUCUUUCAGGAGGAGUGAACAGUAAAAGUCAAUGAGAAGAUGCAACCUGCUGGGUUUCAUUCAAGGAAACAUUGAACCCACCUGUCUGGAGGUUUAUAUGCGUUCUUGAACUGUUUAAUGUUUGGACACCCCUUUAGUUCCAACUGUUCCAUGGUCUUGCUCCACAGAAAUACAAAAAAUUUAAUUAUAAGAGGACAGUUCACACCCCCCCCCCCAACCAAUGAAUAUUUUUGUAAUAUUACUUGGUCACAAUUUUAUUUUUUUGCUUUGAACACUAUUAAUGCUGUUUGUGUCUCUACAAGAUCUGUAAAUCUGAGUAAUUCUGACAGCAAACAUAGUAAAUUGGUGUGGUCUCUAUAUCCAGCCCCAUGAAUAAUCUGUAUAGCUUCCUUUUGCAGAAUGCAUAAUGGUUGUAUUACACUUUUAUAAUUAUUACCCCUAACCACUGCCCAGUUGCUGAAAUAUGGAAGAACUGUUGAAAAAUAUAGAAUGUGAAGUGAUUUGUAAUCCAGAACAUGUUUUUUCUUAAUUAAUAUUUCAAUCUCCCUCCUUGGUACUUUAGCUUGUACAUCCCUAAUGUUGAUUUCCAGCAUUUGUGUUCAUCAAUGAUCUCAGAAAAUAUAUUUCUACACCUUCUUAAAUUAAACCCAUCUAAAUGACAUUGUAACUGUGGUUUAGUUCUUUAUUUUCUCAACUAGAAUAAAUCUGAUUUAGCUCAAAUUUAAUGACAAUUUAUUUCUAUCAAACCAGACUUUAAUUUUAAACUCUGUUUUAAUCUUUGUAGUAACAACUGCAAGUUGUCAUCAGAACAAACAAAUGUUUUUACCAUCUGCAAAUAACACACACUUAAUGUACCUCAUGUACAAAAUAAACUUAGAUUUGUGACCAAGAAAUAUAUAAAUUGUCUUAAAGUCAGAAUAAAUGUGUUACACUUGCUUGUGGUGUUGUGUCACAGCUGUUAUUUUUAAAUAAAGUUACCAUUUUUGAUGAAA
Fundulus heteroclitus (mummichog) is the source of this 3488-nucleotide messenger RNA. RefSeq names its product gastrula zinc finger protein XlCGF57.1-like. The record is from RefSeq and is a predicted model, not a curated record. Gene Ontology annotation, molecular function: DNA-binding transcription activator activity, RNA polymerase II-specific; RNA polymerase II cis-regulatory region sequence-specific DNA binding. The coding region runs from base 97 to 1827 and encodes 576 amino acids. Gene Ontology annotation, cellular component: nucleus. Gene Ontology annotation, biological process: regulation of transcription by RNA polymerase II. Lineage: Eukaryota; Metazoa; Chordata; Actinopteri; Cyprinodontiformes; Fundulidae. The transcript is spliced from 3 exons.